Messenger RNA from Linum tenue, 705 nucleotides. NCBI's taxonomy places the organism in Eukaryota, Viridiplantae, Streptophyta, Magnoliopsida, Malpighiales, Linaceae. The record is from the annotation of a GenBank genome assembly.
AUGCUAGAAGCCGGUGUAAAGCCUGACAACUUUACAUAUGCUGCAAUUCUUGACACCUGUGCUAACGUAGCUACGGUUGGUCUAGGAAUGCAGAUUCAUGCUCAGGUCAUAAAGCAGCAACUGCAGUCCGAUGUGUACAUAUCGACUACACUGGUGGACAUGUAUUCAAAGUGCGGUAAACUUCAAGAUUCAGAACUUAUGUACGAGAAAGCACCAAAAAAGGACCUUGUGGCAUGGAACAGUCUGAUAUGCGGUUAUUCACAGCAUGGUCUUGGAGAAAAGGCAUUGAUGGUAUUUGAGGAGAAGAGACCUGAGAAAGUGAACCCAAACCGCUCCACUUUUCUUUCAGUUCUUCGAGCGUGUGCACACAAGGGACUUCUCGAUGGGAAUGUGGAAAUUGCGGAGAAGGCUGCAAGUUGUAUUUUGCAGUUAGCGCCGGAUGACUCUUCUGCUUAUAUUCUUCUCUGCAACAUUUAUGCUGAUGCUGGGAUGUGGGGCAAGGUUUCUGAGGCUAGGAGGAUGAUGAAGGCGAAUAGGCUUAAGAAGGAACCAGGUUGCAGCUGGAUUGAGAUUAGAGAUGAAGUGCAUCGAUUUGUCAGUGGAGACCAGUCCCAUCUGAGAUGUGACAACAUAUACAAAAAUCUCAGCCUGCUGGUUGAUGAGAUGAAGUGGACUGGUGACAUGUCAUUUGAGUUCCACUUAUAA